GCAGCAGCGCAUAGUACCACAGAGGAGGGUAGGCUACUGACUGCUUCAUGUGUAGCUUCAGCGACGACGAGAGGUCUGUGCGAAUACACGCCACCAACAGUCUCACUGAGUUUAACGAUGGACCUUUGCGCCGACUGCAUUUGGCUUGCGGUGAGGUGCACGGUGAAGCGAGCACUCUUGCGCUCGCGCGGCACGCACUGCUGAGAUGAUGUGGGAAGGUAUGCGAGGUUACGAGGAGAACGGGCCAAUGGUAACCUCGAGACCCAAGAGCACACGUUAUUCCUAGAGCUGCCGGAUGGAUGCUGUUGGAAAAUGACAGGUUUCGGAAUACUGUGGGCUGGAGCAUCGAGGACUGUUCUCCAAUGGAAUGCAGAAAAGACAGCGCAACCGCCGCAGUGAAUGAAGUUGUUUUCCAAGCGUCUCAACCGGCAGCGGUGGUCAGUCCUGAUCGGCGCGGGAUGGUCGAGACGCUGAGCAUCGCCGUCAUCGGAGCGCCUGGAGUCGGGAAAACUUCUAUCAUCCGCCAGUUCAUUUACAAUGACUUCUCCGAGACCUACACCCCCACCCAAACUAGAUACAUGUACAGACCCUCGGUCAUUCUUAACGGUGUUAUGUACGACCUGAAGAUUUUGGAUGUCCCGCCAAUUUCCUCCUUUCCAUCAAGCCCGAGUCAGGAGUGGCUGGAUGAGCGAUGUAGAGGGGUCCGCAGCGCAAACGCCUACAUUCUGGUUUAUGACAUCUGCUGCGUGGAGAGCUUUGAGUAUGUCAAGAUGAUCCGUCAGCAAAUUAUGGAUAACCGAGUGGGCAGCAGUUGUGAAGUGCCCAUCCUGGUGGUGGGCAGUAAACGGGAUCUUCAGCGGCAUCGGUUCACCCAGCGCAGGGCCGUGUCUGUACUGGUGAAGAAAACAUGGAAGUGUGGUUAUGUCGAGUGCUCCGCUAAGUAUAACUGGCAUGUGCUUCUGCUCUUCAAAGAGCUCCUGGGAAUAGCCGUGGCCCGAGGACUGCGUCCAAACCACACCUCUCUCCGUCUGCAAGGGGCAUUGCACAGGAACCGCUGUAAUGUCAUGUGACAGAUAUGUAGCCUUUUUUUUAAUUGAUAAUUAUUUAUCAUAAUUAUCUGAUUUUAACUGGUCCUAAGUCAGUACUGAAAGUUAACUUUUCUGUACCGCGAGAAUGAAGCUGUGGGACAAACUCAAUCAAAAUGGCUGGAAUAUUACCACCUAGGGGCCUCUGUAACUGAUGCAUUCAUCUGAUGGAUUACCUUAGGUACUACUAAUUUCACUUUCCUCCAGUGAAUAACGGAAAAAUGGAAUCAGAUACGUUUUUAUUUAUUUUUUUUGUCAUCUUACCAAAGUCCGACAUGGUCGGAGUAAGAUUGUAUAAUUUGUCUCCCCUUCCUGCUCAGAUUUAAACUCAGAUGCAGUGAGUGUGUAUUCCGGUGUGAUGGUUUUUAAUGCUUUUAUGAAGGAUGAACUAAGGGUUCAGGAAUUAUGAUGAGCAAAGGUUUAUGAACCUGUUGGAGUUAUCUGUUGUGAUCCUCAAAUUUGACCUAAAAUAUGAUCUGAUCUUUCCCCACAUUAUCGUAUCAGUUAAAUACAAAUGAGAUAAUAUAUUUUUAAACAUUUUUAGAAACUUCCUCUUUAUCAUGCAAUAUGUUAAUCUUUAGAUUACUUUCAGAAGCACUGGCUUCAAAAAAAUCCCUGUCCUGUUACUCUUUGGCCAAUUUUCCUUUUGCAAAACUGCUUCAGGACAUUAAUAAGAUCCUGCCACAGCAUUUUUCUUCAUAAACCACAAACAGAAACUUCACCUUUCUCCCAUUACAUUUGUAAUAAUUAAAUGGGCCACUUUAGACAGACUCUGCAAAAGUGUAUGUAAGUAUUCCAAAAAUGUGAUUGGGACAAUUUUUUUUGGUUGGAACAGCUUUUUUUAAUAGCUAAAGGGUUUUAUCCAUAAUCUAAAGGGGGUUGCACACUGAACAACAAGUGCCACACACACACACACAUACAAUUCACAUUGUUUUCUAUGAGAGUACACACUGGUGAAAUAGAUUGCCCCUUUCUCUAUACAUUUGCUCUGUUUUUUUCAAACACAAAACUUUUAACUCAGUGAUGCCACUUUGUUACUUCUUGAAGAGAACAUUUGCUAUUUGGUGUGAUUAGAUUAACUAUUUACUGGUGAGUUGUCCUAGAUGUGGCGUUGUGCGACUGCAUUAUGAAAGUUAGGAAAUUACCAUUAUGAAAGUUAGGAAAUUUGUCCUUAAAAUAGGCACCAGCAUUCUUACCGAUGAGCUGCCCUUCCAUAGACACCUCUCCAGCUCAACGUGUUGUUAAAUGGUGGAUGUAUGAACAAAGCCAAGAGAUGCCUGGAGAUCCUUAGCUGUUAUCUUGGACUUCAAUAAAUCAUGCUGUCUUAUUUCUUUACAAACUUCUUAGCACAUUAGCCAAGAUAGGUAUAUCCCAGCCUGCCUAGUAUAUACAGUAUCAUUGCAUUGCAAUUUUCUCACCAUAUGCCAAAUCUAGUAAAAAUGUUAAACAUCCUACCUCCUAAAUAUAAAUGACUGAAGAAAUGAGGCACAAAAUAAUGUCUUCCACUGGCAGGAUAGAGAGGUGUUGUGCAGAUUUCAGCAAGCAUGUACAAUCAGUGGCACUCUAGAAGCUGCAAGAAGUUGUGAUAAAGCCAACAGGUCCCAUGGGGCUUCCCUAAACCUGAAGAUUUCUGCUGAACCAGGAUGCAGAGGAGGCUUACAUUCUUUACUGCAGUGCACUGCAGUCUGCAUGUUAGUUUUUUCUAAGUUACUCUCUGCUAGUGUAGUGACAUUUGGCACAAACUUCAAAUGAACUAAUAGAGAAGCUUCUGUAGACGUGCUGGUAGUCAUCACGAUUGAUUGAUUGGCUGGCUGUGUGGAAGUCUUGAUUCACAGCUGGAGCUGUCGCACUGCUACACCUAUUCUGUCUCCUACUCUGUUCUGAGGUAAUAAACUGUGGAGCUUUGGCACGCAGGUGGAAAUUCAUUAGACUGAGAAAAUUGAUGGUCCUAGAGGGUGCGAACCCACCCCGAAUGCUUCCCAUGACAGAAAAAGUUCAUAAGACAUAAUAUUCUCAGAGUGUGCUAAAAAUUGUGCUAGAAAUUCAACCUCAUUCCUCGCAAAUGCAACUCUGACAGCCAUCUAUGCACUUGUACACAUCUUACAUGACUCAAAAGAGCUAAGAACUUCAGUCAGCAGAAGGAAACAUAAAUAAGUUAGCAACUUGGGUCAUUUUUUUAAUCAUAAAGAACCUAUUUCUGUUUAAUGGAGCUGCAUGCUUUAAUUGGCAAAACCAAAAUCAUUCAGGGGUAAAUUGCACUGAUGUACCUAUUGUACAUAACUACAUGAGUGAGUACAAGCAGAUCUUUGUAACGAUACUUGAGCAUCAUUUUUGUCUUUGUGUAUAAAUGUUAGUGUUCAAUAAGCUUAGCAUGUAGUUUAAGAUUAAGCGAUUGAGAAACAGCCAGGCUAGUGUUAUAAAACAGCAGGAAGGGGUUCUGUCUGCAUGCCACACACUGUUAAGUGCUAUGAUUGUGGACUGAGGACUAGACAAUGUAGCAGAAUAUGUCCUGUGCUAGUAAAGUUAAAGGAUUUAGACUGAACAUUCAGAAAUGCUGAAUAUAGAUUGUGUUGGUAAGACUGUCUGAUUAUUUUUUUCCUCAUAUUAUUAUUUUUUUGUUUAGAUUUUAAAGGGCUACCUGCUUUUUAAAUGGAAAAAAAUCUGUUUUCUUUUUAGUAGUUAUGUUUCAUCAAGGAAAAAUGAAUAAACCCUUACAAACGAUGUCUUAGCUAUUCCCCUCAUUUGUUAAUUAUUUUAUACAUCAAUUGUGUCUAACAUCCCAAACCAACUGCUUUUGUGUCACAUUUGAAACACCAUGGCGCCAUCAACUGGUGAACAAUAUUUUCUCUCGCACAGAGAGAGGCUUCU
Carassius auratus (goldfish) is the source of this 3953-nucleotide messenger RNA. Its product is annotated as ras-like protein family member 10B. Gene Ontology annotation, molecular function: GTP binding; GTPase activity. The record is from RefSeq and is a predicted model, not a curated record. Lineage: Eukaryota; Metazoa; Chordata; Actinopteri; Cypriniformes; Cyprinidae. The transcript has 4 exons. The coding region runs from base 300 to 1070 and encodes 256 amino acids.